AAGAAAAACAAAAGGCAGACUAUCAAGAUUGAUGACAUAAUCGCAUUAAAUUCAGAACCUUAAUGUAGAACCAAAUUUAUCAACCAUGAUCGAUUCAGUGAAUGGAUUUAUUCAACCUCAAUUUCCCAACACCCUAAUUGCAAACUCAAAGAAAGAUGAGCUACAGCGAAGCAAUGGAGGAGAAAAUGGAAUUAGUGGAGAAAACUCAGAAUCAAGAAACCUCCAUAGAAGAGAUUUUAAGUACAAAGGGUAUAAACCCUUCCUUUUAUCAUAGCUUCAUCAAAUUUCUUGGUUAUUUUUGGGGCUUUUCUCUCUGAUUCAUACUUGGGAUGAUUUAGAGUUAUUGCUUUGGGUUCCAUUGCUAGCUUCUUGCAUCGUAUAUAUGCAAGAUCAAAUGGGAUGGCAAGUAGGUUUCGCAGUUCCUGCCGUUCUUAUGUUCUUGUCUGCCCUUUUCUUCUUCCUUGGGAAUUCUUUCUACAUCAAGUGAAAGCUAGCACAGGCUUGUUUACUGGAUUUGCUAAAGUAUUUAUAGCUGCAUGGAUAAAUAGACGUCUUGAUCUUGGUCUUGCUACCCAACCAAUUAACUCGGAUGGGGUGUAUUAUUAUAGCAAGGAUUUAAAGCUUGUUGCACCAUCAAACAACCUAAGGUUUCUAAACAAAGCUUGCAUCGUUAGAGAUCCCGAUGAAGAUUUAAAACCUGAUGGAUCACCUACCAAACCGUGGGAGCUCUGCACUGUCAGUCAAGUAGAAACCCUCAAAUCACUAAUCAGAGUUAUUCCUAUCUGGUCUACCGGUUUCAUGACCUAUAUGACACUCUCACAGAACUCCAUUCCAGUUCUCCAAGCAAAAACCAUGGAUCGACACAUAACCACUAGCUUUGAUAUUCCAGCAGGGUCCUUUGCUCUGUUCACAAUUACUACUUUAACCAUAUGGGUAGCAUUUUAUGAUCGAGUAACUGUUCCCGUACUUGCAAGGUACGCAGGAAAACCAAAUGGGAUCAGUGCAACAAUAAGAAUGGUUAUCGGAUUAUUGCUCUCAUGCAUAUCCAUGGCUGUUGCAGGGAUAGUAGAACGCAUUCGCAGAAGAAAUAUAAGCACUGUGGUUAGUUCCACAAUUUUGUUUGAAUGGUUUAGCGGAGGCUUUUAAUGCAAUUUGACAAAUAGAAUUUAAUUACAGACAGCUGCCAAAGAGCAUGUCCAGCAUUGCAGUGGCAUUUUUCACCUUAAGUACAGCUUUUUCGGUGUUGUUAGUUGGUUUAAUCAUAAUUAAGUGUUGUUGACAAAGUUACGAAGAAUGGUGGUAGUAAAGAGAGUUGGGUGUCCAGUAAUCUGUUGGUGUCAUGGGCCAUGUGGAGAAGAGGAAAAUACUACGGCUUCUGAUGAUGAAGCAGAAGUUAGUGAAGGGAUGUUGGAAAAGUCUAGGGAUUUUCCUAGUUGUUGUUCAGCUUGAUUCCAUGUUUGUAAUAAUUUACACACCGCACGCUAAUUUAAGUUUCAGAUUUUUUUCUUGCCCAAGUUUUAUGAGGUUGUACAUACAGUUUCUUAUAGCUUUCUA
Molecule: messenger RNA, 1554 nt
Organism: Papaver somniferum (opium poppy)
Lineage: Eukaryota; Viridiplantae; Streptophyta; Magnoliopsida; Ranunculales; Papaveraceae
Product: protein NRT1/ PTR FAMILY 1.1-like
Exons: 4
Coding region: 400-1146 (248 amino acids)
Biological process (GO): transmembrane transport
Cellular component (GO): plasma membrane
Molecular function (GO): transmembrane transporter activity
Source: RefSeq, a predicted model, not a curated record